This is a messenger RNA of Didymodactylos carnosus, 2097 nucleotides long. Lineage: Eukaryota; Metazoa; Rotifera; Eurotatoria; Philodinida; Philodinidae. The record is from the annotation of a GenBank genome assembly.
AUGGGGCUCAGAAAUACGAAAGAAAAAAACCAAAACCUCGAGAAGUCACUGCAAACAGAAAUUGCUGCUGCAUCUUCAUCGCUCACGUUAGCUGAUCAGGAUGACGAUAAUGAUGAAAAAAAUUUUGAAACAUUUUUAUUGAUCUGGCUGGACGCAAAUGUUAAUCCCACAGACGAUAAUUUUGUGCAACAAAAAUUACAUUUAGCAAUCAAUUAUAUUAAAGUGUUUGAUUCAGUGGAACAAUGUGAACAAUUUAUUCUUAAAAGAAAUGAAAAUUAUGAAAAAAUUGUCUUGGUUGUAUCUGAAAGUUAUGCUCGACAGGUUGUUCCAGAUGUACACGAUCUUCCACAAAUUAGUGCUAUCUAUGUUUAUGGUAUUGACAAGAGCACCAAUGCAAACUGGGCAAAACAAUAUAAGAAGGCAGUUAUAAGUAAUUUUGAUGAACUGGUCAAAAUUAUAACUGAAGAUCAGAUUAAACGAGAAAAAUUCGAAGAUUCACUAAUGAUGCCAAUGACAAUAUUGGAUUCAACGCAACAACAGAAAUCACUUUCAACUAUAAGUGGAAAUUUUAUGUUCAUUCAAUUGUUUAUUGAAAUUUUACUUCGUAUGGAAUAUGUACCAUUAGAUAGACAAGAAUUAAUUAAAACGUGCCAACAGGUACAAGCGCAUAAUAAUUAUGAAAUAAAAAUUAUUAAUGAAUUUCAAUUCAACUAUUCAUCAGAUAAAGCGCUUUGGUGGUACACAAGGGAAACUUGCUUAUACCGAAUGUUGAAUAAAGCCCUUCGUAUUCAAGAUAUUGAUAUGAUAUUUACAUUUCGGUUCUUUAUUGCUGAUUUAUAUAAACAAUUGAAACAAAUACAUAAAAAGCAACAAAAUGAUAGUUCACGAAUUACGAAAGUUUAUCGUGGUCAAAAAAUGUCAGUUGUAGAAUUACAAACAAUACAAAAAUCGAUUAAUCAACACAUAUCAAUGAACAGUUUUUUAUCUACAACUCUUAAUAGUAAACGCGCAAUAUCGUUCAUUCCAACACUAUCAACGCUUAAAGAUGAUAAAUUACAAUCUGUUUUGUUUGAAAUCAUUAUUGAUUCAAACGUAACAAAUACAAAACCUUUUGGCAGUAUUAGUGAUCAAAGUUUUUUUUCUACUGAAGAAGAAGUACUUUUCAUGAUUGGAACAAUAUUUAUUAUUGAAGAUGUUGAGAAAAAUGACAAAUAUUGGACAAUUAGAUUGCGUUUAGCUGAUGAGACUGAUCAUCAGCUACGAGAUAUAUUCGAUUAUAUGAAAACGAAUAUUAAACCAAAAACGAAUCUUCUUUCACUUGGUAUUUUGUUAUGUGAAAUGGGCGAGUACUCUAAAGCAAAGACACAUUACCAACACUUACUAGACAAAUUACCAAAAGAUGAUAAUUCUAAUCGUGCACAUUGUUUUCAAGGUCUUGGUUGUGCUUAUUUUGAAAGUGGUAAUUUUGAUUUAUCUAUAGUAAAUCAUCAAACAGCCAUUGAAAUAUUUCUGUUAAUUCCAAAUAAUGAAGCAACUAUAGUUAGUUAUCAUGGAAUCGGACAUGCCUAUCUAAGAAAAGGUGAUUACCAAAAGGCUUCUGAAUAUUUUGAUAAAUCAUUAGAAGUAACAAAAACAUGCAGUUCAGAUGAAAAUAGUCUUGCAAUGGCGAUUACAUAUAAUAAUUUGGGUCUUUUGUAUACCGAACAAAAUAAAUAUAAUGAUGCUUUAUCUUAUUAUUCAAAAGCAUUGGCAAUUUAUCAAAAAAAUCUUCCCGAUGAUCAUUAUGAGAUAGGCAUGAUGUACUGUAAUAUAGGUUAUAUAUAUUACAAACAACAAGAAUAUAAUUUGGCUUUAUUUUAUUAUGAGAAAGAGUUGACAAUUAGUCUAAAAACAUUUCCAUCGACACAUCCGGAUAUUGGCAAUACGUACCUGAAUAUUGGAUCCGUUUACGAAGAUUUAGGACGAUAUGAAACAGCAUUAUGCUAUUUCAAUAAAGCUGAUAUUAUAUUUCGUGAAGCACAGCUCGUCUCUACACAUGCGUACGUUGUUGAACUCCAAAAACAUAUUCAGUCGUUAAAUGCUAAGCUGAACAAGUGA